AUGAAGACGUUCAGUACCUUUGCAGCGUUGGCUGCCGCGACUUCGGUCCUUGCAGCCCCCUCCCCCACCGGAGGUCUCACUCCUCGAGCAUCCUCCUCCAUCGUUCCCAUCACAACCAAGGGCAAUGCCUUCUUCCAAGGUGACAAGCGUUUCUACAUCCGUGGUGUCGACUAUCAACCUGGCGGCAGCUCCAAGCUCGUUGACCCGAUCGCUGAUGCUGGAACUUGCGCCCGUGACAUCGCCGAGUUCAAAAAGCUGGGCAUCAACACCGUUCGUGUGUACACCGUCGAUAACACCGCUGACCACGAUGCGUGCAUGUCCGCCCUUGCGGAUGCUGGCAUCUACCUCGUCCUCGACGUCAACACUCCUCUCUAUUCUCUGAACAGAGCAACUCCCCACAACUCUUACAACGAGGUCUACCUGCAGAACAUCUUCGCGACUAUCGAUGCCUUCGCCAACUACCCCAACACCCUGGCUUUCUUCUCUGGAAACGAGGUCAUCAACGAUGAUAAGACCACCUCCGCUGCCCCGUACGUGAAGGCUGUCACCCGUGACAUGAGACAGUACAUCGGAUCUCGAAACUACCGCAAGAUCCCUGUGGGAUACUCGGCCGCCGACGUCAACUCCAACAGACUGGAAAUGGCUGAGUACAUGAACUGUGGCCCUGACGAUGAGCGCAGCGACUUCUUUGCGUUCAACGAUUACUCGUGGUGCGAUCCUAGCAGCUUCCAAAUCAGUGGCUGGGAUCAAAAGGUCAAGAACUUCACCAACUAUGGUAUCCCUCUCUUCCUGUCUGAAUACGGUUGCAACACCAACACUCGCAAGUUCGAAGAGGUCGCCGCCCUCUACAACACCGAGAUGACCUCUGUCUACUCUGGCGGUCUCGUCUAUGAGUACUCCGAGGAGGGAUCCAAAUACGGACUGGUCAAGAUCGACUCUCCCACCUCCGUCACCGAACUCCCCGACUUCCUCGCCCUGAAGUCUGCUCUGGCCGCCCAAGCUGACCCCGCUGGCACUGGCGGAUACAACGCCACGGGAGGCGCGAGCGGCUGCCCCGCCCAAAGCCCCAACUGGGACGUGUCUGGUGAUGCCCUGCCCGCGAUCCCCGCCGGCGCGGCGAAGCUGAUGAAGUCUGGCGCCGGCAAGGGCGCGGGUCUUUCAGGCAAGGGUUCUCAGAACGCCGGCGGCACCUCGACCGGUACUGCAAGUGCAGGCAGCGGCUCGGUGACUGCGGUCGCGACUGGAUCAGCCUCUUCGAGCACGAGCACCAGCUCUGGUUCUGCAAAGAGCGCCGGCACCCAGCUGCAGCCGAUGGACAGAGCACCUCUGUUCCUCGGCCUGUUCGUCGCAGGAAUGUCGUUCGUAGGCGCCACUCUGCUGUAA
This is a messenger RNA of Amorphotheca resinae ATCC 22711, 1383 nucleotides long. RefSeq names its product glycoside hydrolase family 72 protein. Gene Ontology annotation, cellular component: cytoplasm; fungal-type cell wall. The record is from RefSeq and is a predicted model, not a curated record. Gene Ontology annotation, biological process: fungal-type cell wall (1->3)-beta-D-glucan biosynthetic process. The transcript is spliced from 3 exons. Lineage: Eukaryota; Fungi; Ascomycota; Leotiomycetes; Helotiales; Amorphothecaceae. The coding region runs from base 1 to 1383 and encodes 460 amino acids. Gene Ontology annotation, molecular function: 1,3-beta-glucanosyltransferase activity.